CAUAAAAUGAAAGUCUAUAUUGAAAGAACUUUACUCACCUUAGCGCUUCUUUUUGCGUACUCUGACGCUCUGUAUCUGGGAGAUUUUCUGAUUGAACUCGAACAAGGAAGAUUCACCUACGAAUGUUCGUUUGAUUUUGCAACGUUACAUUUUAAGCCUGAUACAUCGUAUGCAGUCGGAAUAAUUGUCGACAAAAACAAACCGGAGUGUAGAAAAUAUUUUAAAAAUAAUAGUUAUCAUCCACCUGCGUUUGAAGUCAACUUUUCUAAUUGUACCUCAGGUGUCAAGAUAUUUGAUGUCUUGUUAGUUGAGUUUGGAGUUUUUGAAAAGAUAAAUAUUUAUUAUCAAAAACAAGUUGAUUGUCAGCCUCCUAAGGAACAAUUUGAAAUGAUCAAUGAAGUUGACUUGAGUAAAGUGAAAAUUGAAUAA
Messenger RNA from Cotesia congregata, 429 nucleotides. The record is from the annotation of a GenBank genome assembly. Lineage: Eukaryota; Metazoa; Arthropoda; Insecta; Hymenoptera; Braconidae.